UAGUGUGACGGAAGUGGCAUGUUACGAGAGAGGACGUUUUGAAAUGAUAAACAUUGGGGUUAUUUUAUGUAACCUAAAUGCCUAGUUAGAUAUGUUUGUAUGAGAGGAAAAUGUUUCUAUUUAGAAGGUAACGUUAGUCGUGGCUCAUAACGACGUGUAAUGAGCGAGUCAGCAUAGUGUCUGUAACAGGGACUAAACGCACCGUUUUAUUUGACAUUGUUUAAGAAUUGAAAGAUGAGAACUAUGAGGCACUUAUUGUACAGUAGGUGGUUGUUUGGUCUUAGUAAAUCACCAAAUGUGAACACGUCAGUUUCCAGCCAGACUAGACUGUUCAGUACCACCAACAGCUGCAUGACUAUAAUGCCUGCCUGGGUCAUUGAUAAAUAUGGAAGCAAUGACGUUUUAAGGUUCACUAAAAAUGCCAGUUUCCCCGUCAUCAACUACCCCAAUGAGGUCAUUGUCAGAGUGUUUGCAGCGGGACUGAACCCAAUUGAUGUCAGCAUGAGAGGUGGCUAUGGUUCUGCAACAUUGUCUAUGAAGAGAGACCCUCUGAAUAUCAAGCAGUCGGGCAGCGAGUUCCCUCUCAUCCUGGGGAGGGACGUGUCCGGUGUCAUCAUGGAGUGUGGCCUAGAUGUGAAGUACUUCAGAGAAAGAGAUGAGGUGUGGGCAGCUAUCCCACCAUGGAAGCAGGGAAGCCUGGCUGAGUUUGUGGUGCUGAGUGCCAAUGAGGUAUCCCACAAACCAAAGUCACUGAGCCACACAGAGGCUGCGGCCAUUCCUUACGUGGCAACCACUGCCUGGUCAGCACUCGUUAACACUGGUGGGCUCACUAAAGACAACUGUACCAAGAAGCGGAUUUUGAUCCUUGGAGGAUCUGGGGGAGUGGGAACAUUUGCUAUACAGAUGUUGAAGGCAUGGGGAGCCCAUGUGACUGUUACAUGCUCCCAGAAUGCUGAGCGGUUCGUAAAGGGACUGGGGGCGGACCAUGUGGUGGACUACACCGCCGGACCUGUUGAUGAGCCACUCAGUGCCCUGGAGAAAUUUGACCUGAUCCUGGAUAAUGUAGGGGGGGAUACGGAGCGCUGGGCGCUGAAUCUGCUUAAGCCUUGGUGUGGCGCCAAGUAUGUCACCCUUGUGACACCCUUCCUCCAGAACACUGACACGCUGGGUAUUGCUGAUGGCAUGCUGCAGACUGCUGCCACCAUGACCACCAAGGCCCUCAAGCACCUUGUUAAAGGAGUUCACUACCGCUGGGGAUUCUUUGCACCUAGUGGGCCAGCAUUGGAUGACAUAAGGGAAAUGGUGGAUGCAGGUCAGAUCCGCGCAGUGGUGGAGGAGACCUUCAGCUUUUCACAGGUUCCCCAGGCCUUUGAGAAGAUGGAGAAGGGUCAUGCCAGAGGAAAGACUGUGGUCCAGAUCAGCUCAGGGGGAGAAGACUUAUAACACUGACUCUUGGAGACUGUGGGAAAUUUACUUUUCUGUACUAUUAUGAAACAAAAUUUCUGUAAAAAGUAAAAGGAAAUCAUGUACAUGAACGGUCUCAGCUUAAUUUAUCCACAGCUGCAAAGAAGGUACAAUAAGACACAUAAACAAGGUUACCACUGUUGCUUCUCUCAUGUGGGUUUUGCAGCUUCACUCUGUGUUUGGCUGCUGAAAAUAUGUAAUGUAAGCACUACAGUUGCUGUUGUAUGUUUUAAAAUGUUUGUCAUUUUUAUACUGACUUGAAUAAAAGUCACAAAAAACAA
Thunnus maccoyii (southern bluefin tuna) is the source of this 1745-nucleotide messenger RNA. It is a transcript of the gene rtn4ip1, whose product is annotated as reticulon 4 interacting protein 1. NCBI's taxonomy places the organism in Eukaryota, Metazoa, Chordata, Actinopteri, Scombriformes, Scombridae. The record is from RefSeq and is a predicted model, not a curated record. Gene Ontology annotation, molecular function: oxidoreductase activity. Bases 235 to 1443 code for a protein of 402 amino acids. The transcript is spliced from 9 exons. Gene Ontology annotation, cellular component: mitochondrion.